GNAAAUUAGGUUUAGGUUUAGAAUUUUCUGCUUUCUGUUCUCCGACUCUUCACGCCUCUUCCUCUUUCAUCUCCUCCGGUCUCCCAGGUUCGGCGGCUAACAUCUCCGCUUUGGGAUUUGCAGUUCAAUCUUAUCAACCCCACACAUUGUAAUAGUGAGAAAUGGAUAUCGAUCCAAAAGCACCAGAAAGUGCUGCUUCGGUGGCUCCAGGCGAUACUGAAUCUACGACUAAAGAUGCUGACAGCAUAUCUGAGACAAUGAGUCAACUGAAUAUUGGAGAGGCAUCCUUUGGCUUCAAGAAGAAGCCAGUUAUAGUAAUCGUUGUGGGUAUGGCAGGAAGCGGAAAGACUACCUUUCUUCACCGGCUAGUUUGCCACACAAUGGCAUCAAAUAUCCGUGGUUAUGUUAUGAAUCUCGAUCCUGCUGUUAUGACCCUUCCAUAUGGAGCAAACAUUGACAUCAGGGACACUGUUCGAUACAAGGAGGUUAUGAAGCAGUUCAAUCUUGGACCAAAUGGAGGAAUUUUGACUUCCCUUAACUUGUUCUCGACAAAAUUUGAUGAGGUCAUAUCUAUGGUCGAGAGGCGUGCAGAUCAGCUUGACUAUGUUUUGGUUGACACGCCCGGACAAAUUGAAAUUUUCACUUGGUCUGCAUCUGGGGCUAUUAUUACCGAGGCUUUUGCAUCAACAUUUCCCACCGUAAUUGCUUAUGUUGUUGAUACACCACGUUCAGCAAAUCCAGCUACCUUCAUGAGCAACAUGUUGUAUGCUUGUAGCAUCCUUUACAAGACUCGAUUGCCACUAGUGUUAGUAUUCAACAAGACGGAUGUAGCGCAACAUGACUUUGCCCUGGAGGUAUUUCAUGCGGCAUUGGAUUCUGAUCAUUCUUACACAUCAACUCUGACCCGUAGCCUCUCGCUGGCUUUGGAGGAAUUCUAUAUGAAUCUUAGAUCCGUCGGAGUUUCUGCAGUCACUGGGGCUGGAAUGGAUGCCUUCUUCAAGGCCAUUGAAGCCAGUGCUGAUGAGUACAUGGAAACUUACAAGGCUGAUCUUGACAAGAGACGGGCAGAGAAGCAACGGCUGGAAGAAGAAAGGAGAAAGGAAAGCAUGGAGAAGCUGAGGAGAGAUUUGGACAAGUCCCGUGGAGAGACUGUGGUGUUGAGCACAGGUUUGAAGGACGAUGUUGAUGAUGACGAUGAAACACAGGAAGAGGACUAUGGGAAGUUCAGUGAAGAAGAUGAGGAAAUGCAAGCUAGUGAUGAGAUAGACGAAGAUGACGAAGAGGAGAAACUCGGAGAAGAUCAAGAAUUGCCACAAACCCUUUUGAGAUUUGAUGAUCAUAUAGCUAAAGUUAAGGAGAUUAAUGUAAUAUGCAUUGAUGAAUGCAAAAGAGGUUGCAAGAAAACAGUAGUUCCCGGCAAAACAUUUUCAGCCCCAAUGAUACGACGUAGCUAUGACUCAGACGAGACUGAGUUUGCAACUGCAGUUGCUGCUUCUGCAUAUGCCAUACAUUCCCUGGCUCAAAAUUCAAAGGAAAAUAGCCAAAGAAAUGACCCCUUUAGGCCACUACAAGGAGGCUCUUCGAGGAUGCCAUCUGCAACAAAAGCUACUGAUAAGAAUCCAUCUAUUGGUCGGCCGACUGGCUCUUUACCUGAGGACCACAGACUGAAGCCAGCUUCAAUGGGACUCGCAAGUUCAGAGGCCAAAGCUAAUGCUUGGGAGAAAGCUCAAAUAGAAAAGAUUCGAAAACGGUACGAAAAGAUGCAAUCGGAGAUUAUAGCUUGGGAAAAUGAGAAGAAACUGAGAGAGAAACAUGAAAUGGAGAGGAAAAAGAAAGAACUUGAGCAGAGAAAAUCAAGAAACUUGAAACACUACUAUAACAAGAUAGCCAGGAUUGAUCAUAUAGCACGUGGCGCAAAGGCACAACUUGAGGAGAAACGAAAACAUGAAGAGUUUAUUGUGAAGGAGAAAGCAAGGAAAAUUAGAUCAACUGGAAAAACUCCAGUCAAGUGCUUCUGUUUCUAAUCUUACCACUGGACCAAAAGCAAGAUAUUAACACAAAGCUUCUAACUUUAUAGUUAUAAUUCAUUGCUGUGAUUAGUAGCCUGUAAAUAAUGUUCAAGAAUAAACAGGGGAGUUGUAAAUCUGAAGAAGCAUUAAAUUGCACUGGAAUUACAGUCCUCGAAUGCAAAUAUUUUAAACUAUACCACAAAAUACUCAUCUUGUUCCACACUGAUACAUGUACUUGUAAAUUUCAACAAUCAAACAUAAUGUAGGAGCU
This is a messenger RNA of Striga asiatica, 2280 nucleotides long. The record is from the annotation of a GenBank genome assembly. Lineage: Eukaryota; Viridiplantae; Streptophyta; Magnoliopsida; Lamiales; Orobanchaceae.